Messenger RNA from Cylas formicarius (sweet potato weevil), 1925 nucleotides. RefSeq names its product coiled-coil domain-containing protein 22 homolog. Bases 120 to 1787 code for a protein of 555 amino acids. The record is from RefSeq and is a predicted model, not a curated record. Gene Ontology annotation, biological process: positive regulation of ubiquitin-dependent protein catabolic process. Gene Ontology annotation, molecular function: cullin family protein binding. The transcript has 6 exons. NCBI's taxonomy places the organism in Eukaryota, Metazoa, Arthropoda, Insecta, Coleoptera, Brentidae.
UCAGACAGUAACCAUCUUUCUUUGAUCUUGGUUAAUUUUUUUUGGUUUGCCCAUAGAUAAAUCUGCCAUCACUGAGAUAAAAUUAUAACCUGUUUGGUAUAUGAAUUCUAUUUUUGGAAAUGGAAGAAGUGGAUAAAAUAAUUAUAGAUUCUUUAAAGAAAUUCCAUUGUGGAGUAGAUGAAGUUACAAGUUUAAAACAAUUUGACGCAGACUUGGCUGCGACGGCAAUUUCAACAUGUUUAGAAUAUAUAAACUCGCAAUCAAAAUUACCAAAAAAAUUACCACCAUCGCUAAGUGCUAGAAUAAAAGCUUGUUCCAAUUUAGCUCUUCAAAUAAGAGAUAUGGGCUUCAACAGUGAAGUUGGUUAUCAAACUAUACUCUAUUGUAAUGAAGUUGAAAUUCGCAGAGUGUUGAUGUUCCUUAUUGAAAGACUGCCCAAAGAAUCAACCCAAGUUACACAGAUUGAGCCCACUGGGUAUGUCCCAAAAACCAUCAAACAAAUAGAAGCAAGUUUAAGAGAAUCGCUCAUAAAGCAUUGGUUGCCUACAGAAGCAAUAAAUUUAGGUAUUCGCCCUUGUGUUAAUGGAUAUGUUGUGAGCAGUUUUGGACACAGCUGUCCAUUAAAAGCGGUUGAUAUAAAUAUUCCCAACACAGUAAGAGAUAGAGAAGUUUUAGAACAGUAUAGUAGAUACAUUGGAAAUGUUACCCAGCAAUGUAAAGAUAGGGAAUUCGUACAAUCUAUUUUAUUUAUGGAAGAAGAGUUUCAAUAUACAGUAAAGCAACAUUUAUCGCAAAUACAACCAAGAGAUUUUAAAGAAGUGUCUAAAGUAGGAGAAGAUUUAAUUCUUCCUGACAUAGUGCCACCAAUAUCGAAUAGUAUCCAGGACAAUUUUGAGAAAUAUAAUGAAAGUCCUGAUAGCAAUAAUAAAGAAUUUCCUAAUCAAAUAAAACAAGAACAAGAACUCUAUGUUGUUUUACAAAAAUCAGUCAAAGACUGUGAGAAAUCUUUAAGAAAGAUUAAAGAAAGCAAAAUAGAAGAAGAGAAUUCUUUUAAAAAUUCCACCAACAAAAUGAAAUUGAAGAGAAAAACCAACGCGGUAUUGAGCAAUAAUGACAGUAUUUCCAAGCUUGAGAAGCUGAUAGAAAAUUCACAAGAGCAUUUUGCAAAGUUAUCCAACCAGUGGGAACAAAUUAAGUUGCCAUUAAUUGAGGAACAUAGAGCACUUACUGAUUCUGUUGGCUCUAAAACUUUAAGGAGUCAAAAUGAUCAAAUUAAACUACAGAAUUGUAGAAAAAAAUAUUCAGAAAUUAUGAUGGAAUUUAAGGAAAAAGCGAUAUUAGAGAAAAGCCUUGUGGAAAAAUAUAAAAGCUUGGAUACAAAAAAUAACAGGGCAGCUUAUACAAGAAGAAUAUUGGAAAUUGUAGGAAAUAUAAAAAAACAAAAUGACGAAAUUCAGAGAGUACUUAAAGAUACUCGCCAAAUCCAGAAACAAAUUAAUAAUUUAUCUGGGCAAAUUGAUAGAUCCUUUACUUUGGCGGAUGAACUGAUUUACCAGGACGCCAAACAAGGGGAGGUUGCAAAGACAGCAUACAAACUAUUGGUAUCGCUAAGAAAUGAAUUUUUAUCAAUUUUAACCGCAGUGUCUGACCUUGGCCAAGCAGAGAGAGAGUUAAGAAAUUUGGAAGAACAAGUUGAAUUAGAAAAAAGCAAGGAAGUAAAGUUCAAGCUUGAAAAAGUGAAUCAUGAUUUGUUAGAAAUAAAAAAAGAUAUUAAUUUACUGUUAUAAAUAUGAUUAAUGAGUAAUUUGUUACAUAACCCGUUUUUCAUUUUCUCUAUGAACUUUAUAAAGGAUAAUAAAUAACCAACUCUCGAGAACAUUUUAAUAUAUUUAAUUAAAACUAACUUAACUUUGACUUAUCAAGCC